Molecule: messenger RNA, 1747 nt
Organism: Chiloscyllium plagiosum (whitespotted bambooshark)
Lineage: Eukaryota; Metazoa; Chordata; Chondrichthyes; Orectolobiformes; Hemiscylliidae
Product: G protein-coupled receptor 84-like
Biological process (GO): neuropeptide signaling pathway
Cellular component (GO): plasma membrane
Molecular function (GO): urotensin II receptor activity
Source: RefSeq, a predicted model, not a curated record
AGAGGCGGACGGACAGAGGGAGCUGGGGAGAGGGACAGAGCGCUGCCGUUACAGCAUCGGAGGUGCUGCUUUCUGUGUCUCUCUGGGCGGGGGUUGGUGGUGUGAGCGGUGGGCUAUGGAUUCGGCCAACGCCUCGUCCUUCCACUUCUUCGAGCGCGACGACCUCUUCUCCCCCAACGCCACCUGCCACCCGGACGUGCACAGCUACCGCUACUUCGGUGCGGCGCUGGGCCUUGCGGUGACCCUGGUGGGCACCGUCGGCAACGUCAUGACGCUGCUGGCCUUCGCCGCGGAUCCCCGCCUCCGCAGCCGCUUCAACCUGCUCAUCCUGAACCUGACGGCGGCCGACCUGCUCUACUGCGGCUUCCUGCAGCCGUUCACCUCCGCCACCUUCCUGCGCAACGGCUGGGCCUGGGGCCCCACCGCCUGCCGGAGCGUGGGCCUGCUCAUCUUCGUCGCCAACGCCGUCUCCAUCUUCAACCUGGUGCUGAUCGCCGGCAGCCGCUACACCCUCAUCGCCAACCCCCAGGCCUACGAGAGGGUGUUCCAGCGCCGGACCAUGCCCUUAUUUGUGGCCCUGCCCUGGGCCCUGGGCCUGGCCCUCUUCGGGCCCCUCUGGCGCAUCUACGUAUUCCUGCCGGCCGUCUGCACCUGCAGCUUCCACCGCAGCCGGGGCAAGCCCUACACCACCAUCCUGAUGUUCUUCAUGUUCGUCCUGGGCCUGGGCUGCAUUGGCGUCUUCUACUACCUCAUCGACCGCAGGGUGCGGGCCGCCUCCCGGGCCCUGAAGAUGCACCGGCGCGGCGACGGGGGGUGCAAGGCAGGCGGGAAGGCCGGCCCCCGGGCCGCGCUGGACCACUCCUCCUCGCAAGGGACAGCAGCGGACAGUAGGCCUCAGGCUCUGUCGGAUCUCUCCUCCUCGCUGGGCCCGGGUGCGGGCAGUAGGCCUCAGGCUCCUCCAGACGGGAACAGCGGGCCUCAGGCUCCGCCAGACGGGAACAGCGGGCCUCAGGCUCCUCCAGACGGGAACAGCGGGCCUCAGGCUCCUCCAGACGGGAACAGCGGGCCUCAGGCUAACCCAGACGUCCCCUCCUCCUCCUCCUGCCGCCAGGGCCGGCGCGGCAAGAGGGCCGGGAAGGGCAGGCCUCGCGCCCCGGACAGCGGCUACGGCGACGAGGCCUCCCGGGAGACGGAGGGGACCAGCGUGGCUGACGAGGAGUCCACCCCCGGCCCGCGCCAGCAGCAGGGGGAGGUCCCCAUGGCGCAGGGGGGCGGGGGAGGGGGCUGCAGAGGAGGCGUCAGGGACUUCCGCAAGGUGACGCGCAUGUGUUUUGCCAUGUUCCUGGUCUACGUCACCUGCUACAUGCCCUUCUGCGUCCUCCAUGUGGUGGACGGUAAGAAGCGGUUCCCGGUGCUACUCCACAUGGUGGCUGGUAACUUCACCUGGCUGAACAGCUGCAUCAACCCUGUGCUGUACGCUGUCAUGAACCGACAGUUCCGCGAGGCCUACCACGGGGUGCUGCUCAAGGCCUACCGCCUCUGCUUCUGCCGGCGCUAGGCCCGGAGUCGAGGUGGGGUUGGGGCGGGUUGGGGGGGGAGGUGUGCAGUUCGGUUCUGCCCUCCCCUUCUUCCCCUAUUCCCCCCCCUCCCCCGUCUCCUUCGGCCUGCUCCCCCACUCAACUCAGCUCCCCCUCCUCCAGCCUGUCCCAAAGGAACAGCAGGAGGCCAUUCAGCCCCCUCCUCCAGC